GUGAGAAGCUUGUUGUCUGAUAUUUAUUAUUAUUCCUCCUUUUCUAUGUUUAGCCUGUCAGAGAGUUGUCAUCGAAGGAAAAAUAUGCAACUACAGCGAGAUUCUAACGUGCAGCAGGACGAGGCUUUUCUCUCUCUGCUGUCCUCGCAGAGAGAAUUGCUCAGCCGUCUAAGCCGAGAGACAGCGUCUAGGCAAGCCAGGGGGACUGGAGCUAAUGCCGCCCCGCCUUCCAGAGCCGGUGUGUCAUCUUUGGCGCAGAACCAUAGCCGUAUGUUCAUGAAUCGAUCAAUAUCCGAACGACGGUCAAGUCUCGAGUUUCUUUUUCCCAAACGCUUCUCGAUGGGACUACCGGGUGAUUUUGAUGAUCCCUUUCGCUCAUCAGUUCAUAUGGAUGGUGGACACUUAGACGAAAUAUCAAGGAUCACUUUUGAGAAGAAACAUAGAGCUCAGGAAGUGGAUAGCGGAGCUACCCCACGACGUACAAAGAGGAGAUUGAGCAGUCUCGGGUUUUUAAGCUCUUCUUUCUUUGACGACCACUUGGAGAAGCCUAGCAGCCGUCGUAGUUCAAUACUUUCCAGUGGACGGGAAUCAGUGAUUUCGUUCACGAAAGUAUCGUCCCUUUCAUCCAAGUAUCUGUCUGGGGAUGGUAACGUCGACUCUGCAUCCGAAGAUGACGGGGACCAAACGGAUGACGGUAUAGACGAUGUCUCUAUCGAGCCUUUAGAGUUUGAGAACGAAAAGAUUGACCCAAUUCAGCUGAAGAGUCUGAUGGAAAAAUUUAACAAAUCAAUGGAGCACAGUCAGAAAAGUCAACAGGAUAUUCAUGACUGGGAUCGGAAAAUGGGUUUGAAACGAUCCCACAGCAAAACGAUGCGCCUGUCUUCAAGAUCGAGGAAAAAACUGCGGUCAAUAGUCAAAAAGGAGAUUUGUUUAUUGGCUCCAAAACUUUAG
Phaeodactylum tricornutum CCAP 1055/1 is the source of this 951-nucleotide messenger RNA. RefSeq lists its product with no specific name. The record is from RefSeq and is a predicted model, not a curated record. The transcript has a single exon. The coding region runs from base 46 to 951 and encodes 301 amino acids. NCBI's taxonomy places the organism in Eukaryota, Bacillariophyta, Bacillariophyceae, Surirellales, Neidiaceae.